Molecule: messenger RNA, 1362 nt
Organism: Cotesia congregata
Lineage: Eukaryota; Metazoa; Arthropoda; Insecta; Hymenoptera; Braconidae
Source: the annotation of a GenBank genome assembly
AUGUUUUUUGAACAAGCUUGGAUGGAUAACAAUAUUUAUACUUGUAAUAUUAAUACUAAUACUAAUGAUAAUAAGAGAAAAAGUAAUCUCUCGUCAUGUUCGUUGUGGUUAGCAGUUAUUGUUUUAACAGUGACAAUAAGUGAGCAUGUGGUACCAGUUGGGUCCUCGCGAAUUAGCGGACUGUACGUGGAUAACGGACAGGACCAAACGGUUGUUCACAGGGUGCUGACCAAAAGGGAAAAACGAGACGUCGAGCACGAAAUAUUGAACUUGCUUGGGCUCCCGGACAGACCUCGCAGUGUUAUCGGUAAGGUACCGCAGGUGAAGAGGUCAGCGCCCAAGUUUCUGCUGGAUAUUUAUAAAAAUGCGCUUGGUGAAGACGAGGAUGGGAAACCGGUCGCAACGAGGCUACAUAAAACCGACGGGGAGUUCGACCUCACUGGCCAGGAUCUCAGGGCCAUCGACCAGAGCGAUGUCAUCAUGACAUUCGCUGCGCACAAUCAUCACGUUCCUGGUGUGCGGCACGAGCGUGGCAAAAGGCUGUGGUUCGACGUGUCUGAGGUGCCCCCCGGAGAGCACAUAAUAGGCGCCGAGCUACGACUCUAUCGUACAAUGGAAAUUAAACAUCGGAGAAAUCGCGGUUCACUUAUGGUCACGGUGUAUCGCGUUAUACGCGCUGAUGAGGGGAAGAAAGAAUUACAAUAUGUUGAUUCAGUCAACACGACUACUGGAAAGGAAGGUUGGCUAACGUUAAAUGUUAGCGCGGCACUUCAACACUGGGUAAAUAAUCCUGAAGGAAAUCGUGGGCUUUAUCUUUCCGUUCAUCCGGCAGAUCGGUCUGUGCAUGAAAUGAGGCCGGAAGACGUUGGCAUCGUUGGAUUUCGCGGCGAUGUCGACAAGCAACCGUUCAUGGUUGGAUUCUUCAAAAGCUCGGGGAUACGUGAGAAAAAAGUUCGGCAAAAACGUGACGCGAGGAGACGAAGGAAAAGUGAUGCUUCACCACUUGAUUAUCGCAAUCCGUAUACGGAUCCGACUAUUUAUAACAGUCGUACAUGCAGAAUUCAAACGCUGUAUGUUAGUUUCCGAGAUCUGCAAUGGCAGGAUUGGAUUAUAGCUCCGGAUGGAUACGAUGCUUAUUAUUGUAGCGGAGAUUGUAAUUUCCCAUUAAACGCUCAUAUGAAUGCUACGAAUCAUGCGAUAGUGCAGACUCUCGUCCAUUUAGUCAGCCCAGGAAAGGUCCCUAAACCUUGCUGCGCACCAACUAAACUUUCACCAAUUUCAGUUCUUUAUUUCGUCGAUGAGAGUAACGUCAUACUUAAAAAAUAUAAAAAUAUGGUCGUGAAAAGCUGUGGAUGCCAUUAG